CGCACCUGCCGGCCGUGCUGCCCGCGGGCCCGGUGCGGACGCUACAGUCGGUAUCCCGCUGCAGGCUCUAGACCCUGCCCGCCGCUUCUCGGGAGGAGACCAUGCCACGCUCCUUCCUGGUGAAAACGCACUCCAGUCACAGGGUCCCCAACUACGGGAAACUGGAGACACAGAGAGAAGCUAAUGGCUCCUGCUCUGCCUGCAAAGAGCUGGUGGGGUCCCGCCACCUACCAGCCAAGGAGGCCCUUUCCAUGCCCAGUGACCCGCUACAGCCCGGGGACAGCACCUCUGCCAUUGCCUGCAUCUCUCUACCUCUUCAGCUGCAUCGUGGGGAAGCUCUGGGAACCUCUGGGCCAGAAGCCCAGGAAACCAGCUGGGUGGGCCCUCGGACUGGCCAGGCCCCCAGUGUGCCCCUCAAAGACAGCUUCAAUCUGCCUCCACUGUUGGUGCUGCCAACACGGUGGCCGCCAAUCCUGGGCCCAGACGGGGCUCUAGGUGAACAUCUGAGGGCUGUGGGACCAUCGCGAGUCCCAGGUAGUUUUGAGUGUACCCACUGCCACAGGCCCUAUUACACAUUAGCUGGCCUGGCCAGGCACCAGCAGCUGCACUGCCACCUGCCGACUGGGCGCACCUUCACCUGUAGGUACUGUGACAAGGAGUAUGCCAGCCUGGGUGCCCUCAAGAUGCACAUCCGCACCCACACGCUGCCUUGCAUCUGCAAAGUGUGCGGCAAGGCCUUCUCCAGGCCCUGGCUGCUCCAGGGCCACAUCCGCACCCAUACAGGUGAGAAGCCCUAUACUUGUCCUCACUGUAGCAGGGCCUUCGCUGACCGCUCCAACCUGAGGGCCCAUCUGCAGACUCACGCUGGGACCAAGAAGUACCAGUGCACUGUCUGCUUCAAGGCCUUUUCCCGAAUGUCUCUCUUGGCGCGGCAUGAGGAAGCUGGCUGCUGCCCUGGCCCCUAGAGGCACAGGCAGGGUAGAGGGGUCACUCCUGACAAUAUUCUCAGUGGUCCUGUGUCAUCCAGGACGAUCAGAGGAGGCAGGGCCCGAGCCCACUGUUGCCUGUGUCCUGCCAGAACCAAGCUUAGUGGAGCCUUUGGGCAUCUUUCUUUAAGGCCUAUACUCAGAGACUUAUUACGACAAGGCUCACCAAAAUAAGAACCAACAGUUCCAUUUUCAGCCUGGUCUGUCUGCAGGACCUAUUCUGAAAAGGAGAGACUAUUGGGAAGUGGCUAAUG
Molecule: messenger RNA, 1240 nt
Organism: Acomys russatus (golden spiny mouse)
Lineage: Eukaryota; Metazoa; Chordata; Mammalia; Rodentia; Muridae
Gene: Snai3
Product: snail family transcriptional repressor 3
Exons: 3
Coding region: 102-965 (287 amino acids)
Biological process (GO): regulation of DNA-templated transcription
Molecular function (GO): DNA-binding transcription factor activity, RNA polymerase II-specific; RNA polymerase II cis-regulatory region sequence-specific DNA binding
Source: RefSeq, a predicted model, not a curated record